GGAACAUCCAGAUUUCCAGUCAAUAAUGUUGAAACAGUUUUGAAGGUAUCAUUUGUUGGACAUAUAUAAGGUUGCAAAAGAGAGGGGAAAAGUGCAAUUGUCCUCAAGUCCAAAACACAGAAGCUCUUGAGCAAUGGGCACCUGGUACCUCCUCACCCUGACAGUGCUGGUCAGCUGUUGCUGCCAUGGUGUUCUGUCCUGUCCAGACCUGUGCACCUGCUACUUUUCUACCAAUGACACUCAGGUGGUCUGCACAGGCCCCUUGGUCUCAGAUUUCCCUUCCAGCCGUCUCCCAGCCAAUACCACUUCUCUGUCCAUUGAGUUCACCAACAUGAGCUCUAUUUCUGGCGAGCACCUGCAGGCCACACCCCUCUUGCAGGAGCUCCACCUAUCAGGAAACAAGCUGCGUGAGCUGCCAGCAGAUCUGCUGAGUGGCCUCCCCCACCUGAAAACCCUGGACCUCACAGGCAACCAGCUGCAGCAGCUGCCUCCAGGUGUGUUCAGCAACGCCCCACUGCUCACACUGGUGCUCAGAGACAACAAGCUCUCCGCGGCUGAUGCCCACUGGCUUCCGCCUAACAGCAGCCUCACCUGGCUGGAUCUGGCGUCGAACCAACUGACUGUCAUUCCCACAGCUCUGCUGCAAAACCUGCCCCAGCUGAAAAUGCUUUAUCUGAGCAACAACAAGCUAGAGAAGGUCCCUGCUGCCGCCCUGGACCCAGUAAUACACCUUAAACGACUUCACCUUGAGGAGAACAAACUGACUUACCUGGACCCUUCCGCCUUCCAGCUCACCCCAAACCUGACCCACCUUUUCCUCCAGGAGAACAGAUUGGAGAAGCUUCCCUCUGGCAUUUUUCAUGGGCUCUCCCGCCUUGACUACCUGAACCUGAGCCAGAACCGCCUACGCAACCUGCCCGCCGGCCUGCUGGACAAAUUGCCUGCACUGGGCGCUAGCGUUGGCCAGGGCCUGGACCUCUCCCUUAACCCCUGGGACUGUGACAAGGGUGUGGCCUACUUGUGGACCUGGCUCCGUGACCAUAAAGAAAAAACCUAUUUGGACGAAAUUCAGUGUGCCACACCUGAAGCCCUGAAGGGGAAGGUCAUCUCAUCUGUGACAGAGGAAGAGUUGGGAGCAUCCAGCAGCGACUGAACAAGGAACAGUUUAGCACAUGCCCAAAUUCUUCUGUUAAGAUUCACUGCUAACUAAAUAAAGUUCAAUAAUAAGA
Molecule: messenger RNA, 1229 nt
Organism: Conger conger (European conger)
Lineage: Eukaryota; Metazoa; Chordata; Actinopteri; Anguilliformes; Congridae
Product: leucine-rich alpha-2-glycoprotein-like
Exons: 2
Coding region: 134-1153 (339 amino acids)
Molecular function (GO): protein binding
Source: RefSeq, a predicted model, not a curated record